AUGUCAGAUCUUCAUGUACUUGUAUUACGGUUCAAUGGUUUCCAUGGGAACAUUCAUUGCUCACGAGUGAGUUCCAACUGGACCGCUCUUCAAAUCAUGGACCUAUCUUCCAACAAUUUAGGGGGUGUUCUUCCCCGAGGUUCAUUCUUGGAGCUAAAAGCAAUGAUGGCUGACCCAUCUUUAACACAUUCACGCUCUGAUAUCUUGCAUUAUGAGUCUCAAUCUGUUAGGCCAAUAUACUAUCAGGACAGAGUCACUCUUUCUCUUAAAGGACAUUAUGUUACACAGACAAAGAUCUUUCUCUUCUUCACCUCCAUUGAUUUUUCAAGUAACAAUUUUGUGGGGAAUAUACCAGAGACAGUUGGAGAUCUCAAAUCACUUUAUCUUCUCAAUAUUUCACACAACAAUCUCACGGGUCAAAUCCCUCCAGCAGUUGGAAAUUUGAAGCAAUUGGGAUCACUGGACCUAUCAUUCAACAAGUUAGGUGGCAAUAUCCCAGAAAAGCUUGCUAGCCUCACAUUUCUUUCCUUCAUAAAUUUAUCAUACAAUGAAUUGGUUGGAAUGAUUCCACGAGGCAACCAACUUCAAACAUUUGGAGAAAGUUCUUUUGCAGGAAACAAGGGGCUAUGUGGGUUUCCGCUGAACAGUUGCAAAAAUCAUUCAGCAGUGACACCUUCAGAGCCAGAAGUUGAAGAGGACAAAUUCAUUUCAAGGACAGAGACUUAUGUAAGCGUUACACUGGGAUUUGUUGGUGGUGUUGGGAGCAUCUUUCUACCACUUCUGUUCUCAGAAAGAUGGAACCAGUCGUACAACAAAAUAAUUGACAGAUUUAUUUUAAGGAUAUUUCAGCAGCAAAAUCAAGAUGGGAGAACUAGUAAGAGCAGUAGUGCAGCAUCUCGGAAGAAGGCAGAAGGGAAAUCAAGAGUCAGUCAUUAA
Solanum dulcamara is the source of this 936-nucleotide messenger RNA. Its product is annotated as receptor-like protein 33. The coding region runs from base 1 to 936 and encodes 311 amino acids. The transcript has a single exon. The record is from RefSeq and is a predicted model, not a curated record. Lineage: Eukaryota; Viridiplantae; Streptophyta; Magnoliopsida; Solanales; Solanaceae. Gene Ontology annotation, molecular function: protein binding.